This is a messenger RNA of Rodentolepis nana, 285 nucleotides long. The record is from the annotation of a GenBank genome assembly. Lineage: Eukaryota; Metazoa; Platyhelminthes; Cestoda; Cyclophyllidea; Hymenolepididae.
AUGAGGAGACUUGGGAGUAGGCAAACCGUCGCCAGCAAUCAAUACAGGCUCGAUGACCACAUUUGGAAAGGAUGUACACAUAUUCCACGUCAUUGGCACAUACGACACAGAGAUCAGUGGCCGGAACACGUACCAUACCGGGAAGGGAAUCAUUAGAAAGAUUUUCGGAGGCUGGUUCGGAAUUAAUAGGCUUUGAGCGCUUAAGACGCCAUUUGUGUCUAACACUACCCGAGUUAUUGGAUACUAUUGAGUCAUUGCGAGACUUGUGUUGAUUCCCUGAAAUAA